AUGUCGUCCGCGACCAAUUUCUUCGAAUUCGCCCCUAAAGACAAGAAGGGUCAGGAGUACCCUCUCUCGCAGCACAAGGGCAAGGUUGUGCUCGCAGUCAAUACAGCCUCGAAAUGUGGCUUCACACCGCAGUUCCAGGGUCUCGAGAAGGUCUAUAAGGACAUCAAGCAGAAAUACCCGGACGACUUCGUGAUCAUCGGGUUCCCCAGUAACCAAUUCGGCCAACAGGAUCCUGGCAGCAAUGACGAAAUUCAAGAGUUCUGCCAGGUCAACUACGGCGUGUCCUUCCCCGUGCUAGGCAAAACAGAUGUCAACGGCGACAAGUCCGAGCCCGUCUAUGCCUGGAUGAAGAACGAGAAGCCGGGCCUGCUGGGUUUGCAGCGCAUCAAGUGGAAUUUCGAGAAAUUCCUGAUCGGUCGUGACGGCAAGGUUGUCAACAGAUGGGCUAGUACGACCAAGCCAGAGAGCCUUGAGAAGGAAAUCGUCGCAUUAAUCGAGAAGACGAAGAGCAAGUAA
Cyphellophora europaea CBS 101466 is the source of this 516-nucleotide messenger RNA. RefSeq lists its product as uncharacterized. The transcript has a single exon. Bases 1 to 516 code for a protein of 171 amino acids. Lineage: Eukaryota; Fungi; Ascomycota; Eurotiomycetes; Chaetothyriales; Cyphellophoraceae. Gene Ontology annotation, biological process: response to oxidative stress. Gene Ontology annotation, molecular function: glutathione peroxidase activity. The record is from RefSeq and is a predicted model, not a curated record.